AUGAAGAAGGCAAACGAUUGGUUUCGUCGUGUGUAUCGUGGUUUCUGCUGUGUCUGUGCAGAAGCAAAAACACAAACACCAACACUGAUUGAAGCAGACGUAUGCAUCUCACUCAUCAAGCAAUGCGGCACCUCCCUCCAUUCCCUCAAAUCUGCCCAUGCCUCCAUACUCAAAUCCUAUCUCCACCACAACCUCCACUUCCUCACCAACCUCAUUGCCCAAUACGCUUCUUUGGGCUCCAUUUCUUAUGCCUACUCCCUCUUCUCUUCUACCCCAUCCACCGAUCUCUUCCUCUGGAAUGUCAUGAUCCGUGGCUUUGUAGAUAAUUCCCAUUACCAUCAUGCCGUUCUUUUGUAUCAGCAAAUGCUAAAGUUGGGCAUUCAACCCGACCAUUUCACCUUCCCUUUUGUUAUCAAGGCCUGCGGCUGUCUUCGGCACUUCGAAUUUGGCGUUCGGGUUCAUCGAGACGUUGUUAAAUUCGGGUACCAGUCUCAUGUUUUUAUUUCCAAUUCUCUCAUUACCAUGUAUGGCAAAUGUGAGCAUUAUAAGCUUGCCCGCCAAGAGUUUGAUGAAAUGCCCGAGAGAAAUGUUGUUUCGUGGAGUGCCAUAAUUGGCGCUUGCUUGCAGAAUGACCAUUGUGAAGAAGGGUUUUCAUUGUUUUGGAAGAUGUUAAGUGAGGGAUUUAGACCCAGCAGGGGUGCUAUUUUGAAUGCGAUGGCCUGUGUUCAUAGCGAUGAGGAAGCUGAUGAUGUUUAUAGAGUAGUUGUAGAUAAUGGACUUGAUUUCGAUCAGUCCGUCCAGAGUGCGGCUGCUGGAAUGUAUGCGCGAUGUGGGAGAAUGGAAGUUGCAAGAAAGUUGUUUGAUGGCAUUAUGAAUAAGGAUUUGGUGACGUGGGCAACAAUGAUCGAGGCUUUUGCCAAGGCUGAUUUGCCGUUUGAAGCUUUAUGCCUUCUAAACCAAAUGAUGUUGCAAGAGAUAUUCCCUGAUGCCAUCACCCUUCUUAGUAUGAUCCGAGCUUGUUCUAUUCUAGCAUCUUUCCAGCUAGCACGUGCAGUUCAUGGAAUCAUAACUUGUAGUUUCUUCUACAAUCAAGCUCUAGUAGUUGAAACUGCCCUGGUUGAUCUUUAUGUGAAAUGUGGAAGCUUAGCUUAUGCUAGAAAAGUUUUUGACCGCAUGCAAGAGAGAAAUAUCAUCACAUGGAGUGCCAUGAUUUCAGGCUAUGGGAUGCAUGGCUGGGGAAGAGAAGCUCUCAAUCUCUUUGAUCAAAUGAAGGCUUCUGUAAAGCCGGAUCACAUAACAUUUGUGUCAAUAUUGUCAGCAUGCAGUCAUUCAGGUUUAGUUGCUGAAGGAUGGGAGUGCUUCAAUUCCAUGGCUAGAGAUUUUGGAGUCACGCCAAGACCCGAACACUAUGCUUGUAUGGUUGAUCUUCUAGGCCGAGCUGGAAAGCUAGACGAAGCUUGUGAUAUUAUUGAGAGGAUGCCAAUGAGCCCUAAUGCAGCUGUCUGGGGGGCACUUCUUGGGGCAUGUAGAAUACAUUUAAAUGUAGACCUUGCUGGAAUAGCAGCAAGAGCAUUAUUUGAUCUGGAUGCUGGAAACCCGGGGAGAUAUGUCAUCUUGUACAACAUUUACGCAUUCGCUGGGAAAAGAAAAGAAGCUGACACAAUUAGAAAUCUAAUGAAGUACAGAGGAGUGAAAAAAAUUGCUGGAUACACAGUUAUAGAGAUUAAAAACAAGCUCUACACAUUCGUAGCUGGGGAUAUUUCACACCCACAAACAGAGCUAAUUUAUUCAGAGUUGGAACGGUUGAUGGACAGGAUUCGUCUAGAAGGGUACUCUCCAGACAUAAACUUUGUAUUGCAUGAUGUGGAGGAAGAGACAAAGGAGAACAUGCUGUUCUUGCAUAGCGAAAAGUUGGCCAUUGUGUUUGGCCUCCUAAAUUUGGGGCCUGAGAGUGUAAUUAGGAUUAGGAAAAAUCUUAGAGUAUGUGGGGAUUGCCAUACUGCAACUAAGUUCAUCUCUAAGGUUACUGGAAGGGAGAUCGUUGUGAGAGAUGCUCAUAGAUUCCACCAUUUCAAGGACGGAGCGUGCUCUUGCGGGGAUUAUUGGUGA
Dovyalis caffra is the source of this 2109-nucleotide messenger RNA. NCBI's taxonomy places the organism in Eukaryota, Viridiplantae, Streptophyta, Magnoliopsida, Malpighiales, Salicaceae. The record is from the annotation of a GenBank genome assembly.